Astyanax mexicanus (Mexican tetra) is the source of this 2666-nucleotide messenger RNA. RefSeq names its product paired like homeobox 2Bb (gene phox2bb). The transcript is spliced from 3 exons. NCBI's taxonomy places the organism in Eukaryota, Metazoa, Chordata, Actinopteri, Characiformes, Acestrorhamphidae. The record is from RefSeq and is a predicted model, not a curated record. The coding region runs from base 463 to 1317 and encodes 284 amino acids. Gene Ontology annotation, biological process: regulation of transcription by RNA polymerase II. Gene Ontology annotation, molecular function: DNA-binding transcription factor activity, RNA polymerase II-specific; RNA polymerase II transcription regulatory region sequence-specific DNA binding.
GUCAUGUAAAAAAGCGCUAGCAAUAAGACCCAAACGCCGCGCUAUUGUCCAAGCGGAAAGAGCCAAGUUUAUUAUGAGGACUAUAUGCUCUAGAGACCUGGGGCUAGGCGGCUCCUUGGGAGGCUUUUCAUAAAACAAGGCUCAGCUCCUAUAAAGGAGGGCAGUUUUGGAGCAGGCACCGAGCAGUGCACAUCGACCAGCGGCGAGAACCUCCUCCAAAACUAGUCAAAACCCAGCUCACGAACUUUCUCUUUCUAUAUCUAUUCCCCCUUUUCUUUCAUUCUCUCUUUUUUUGUAUUUCUUAUCGUUUUCCGUUCUUCGUUCCUCUGCUUUUCCAUGCACUGCUCGCCAUUUUAAUCAAAUUUGAAUCUGACGCUGGUGGCGUGCGCGCGCGUGUGUAUAUGUGUGUGUUGCCUUUUGGCUUUGGGAGCGCCGGCUUUCCUUCCACACUGAGCCUUUUCAAUGUAUAAAAUGGAGUAUUCUUACCUCAAUUCCUCUGCCUACGAGUCCUGUAUGGCCGGGAUGGAUACGUCUAGUCUGGCCUCAGCUUACGCGGACUUCAGCUCGUGCAGCCAGGCCAGCGGCUUCCAGUACAACCCCAUCAGGACCACGUUCGGGGCCACCUCUGGCUGCCCGUCGCUCACCCCGGGUUCCUGCAGCCUGGGCACCCUGCGGGACCACCAGAGCAGCCCCUACGCGGCAGUUCCCUACAAGCUGUUCACCGAUCACGGAGGCCUGAACGAAAAGAGAAAGCAGCGGCGCAUCCGGACCACCUUCACCAGCGCGCAGCUUAAGGAGCUCGAGAGGGUUUUCGCCGAGACCCACUAUCCAGACAUCUACACACGGGAGGAGCUUGCCUUGAAAAUCGACCUCACAGAGGCCAGAGUGCAGGUAUGGUUUCAAAACAGACGCGCGAAGUUCCGCAAGCAGGAGCGCGCAGCCGCCGCAGCCGCAGCAGCAGCUAAGAGCGGCUCUGGCAAGAAGUCGGACUCCCGGGAGGAGGACAGCAAAGAAGCUAAAGCCACAGACCCGGACAGCACCGGAGGUCCCGGGCCCAACCCGAACCCCACGUCCAACUGCGGGGGGCCGAGCCCCACUGGGGGUCAGGUCAGUGCCACUGGAAACGGCCCCGUGGAGCAGGCCAAGACCUCAGUGGGCGGCAUGGGGCCCAACACGCCCAGUCAAGGCUGGGCUUCAGCCCCGGGCACCAUCACCUCCAUCCCGGACUCUCUGGGGGGACCAUUCGCUAGCGUACUGUCGUCUUUGCAAAGACAGAACGGAGCCAAAGCCACUUUAGUAAAGACCAGCAUGUUCUGAAAUCAGUGAACCGACGAGAAAACAAAACGAUGAUGAUGACAAAGAGAAAGAGAGAGGGGAAACAAGACAAAUAAAAGCAAAUGGACUCACGAUUUGACUCGUUAAAAGGAGGAAUGCCAAAAGAAUAAGGGACACGUUUCUCUGAUGAAAAUAAAUGAGGAGACCACGACCGGUCGCAACCUGACUUUCGAUGCCAUUCGUUUACAACAAGCUGGAUGAUAGCGUAUACCUAGCCCAAGUUAUAUCAUCUUUUCGUUUUUUUACCUCUCCAGUCUUUUUUAUUUUAGUUAAGUAUAGCUGUGGUUGUCGAUGCCAUUUCGGAUAGCUGUAAGUAACUGAUAAACUGUCUGGUGCGUCUUUGCAGCAAACAGUAUCCCACCAUGGACUCUAAAUAAUGUCAUCAUCACACGGCAUCAUAGCUGUUUGUUUACACUGACUUUUAAGCGUUCCUGUACCGUAAAUUAUAUGUCUGUAUCACAGAUUACUGCCUAUGUUAUAUAUUUCUACUUAUAAAAGCUACCAAGCCUUAGAGUCAGUGGCUCUAAAAACAUUCAUCAAAAUAUCUAUCAAAAUGAUGCAUUAAAAUGGCACAAGUACAUAUUUCACUGUUAACAGGAAUAACGUAAACGUUUUGUGUGUCUUUCUACAGCUGUGUUUUUGUGGCUCAAAUUGUAUAGUGUUAAUACGUAAUAUCGUCCUAGAUAAACAUAGACCAUAUCUCCCCUUGUAGUUCAGUCUUUUUAAUGUUUUACGAACUUACCACUGGUAAAUUAUUUUGAAAAAAAAAGGGAUUUGAUGCAAAGCAUUAUGUUUUUUUUGUUUAUUUUGCUUCCUCCUUUGAUUUGUUAUUUUAUUUCUUUUUCUUUCUGUUCCUUUUUGCAUGUUGUCUUUUCCGUCCAAAUUUAUAUUCAGUUCACCUCUUAUGUGAGCAUAAUGUAACACGUUUUGUCCGGGAUUUGAGAAUUAUUUAUAUGUAGGUAAUGGAUGCUUAUAUUUAAGAAAGAAAUAUUUCUACAUGUGCACAUAGUUUUUCAGGUGUACCAUUGACAUGGUUGUUGAUGAUAAAAUCAAUAAUGACGAAAAACAACACUGUCCUGGUUUCUCUUCAGGGUGACUUAUAAGGAAGCCCUGCAACUUGUCCUUUUGUUGCUUUGUAUUUUUUUAAAGCAGGGAUGUUUCAAACAUAAACAUGCUUCUAGUUUUAAUAUAUCAUGAAAUGAUUUACAGAAAACGUUAGGCUUUAGCUUGUAAAUUCAGCACCACGGACAGCAACAGGGGCUUUCAUGUAAGAUUCACUAAUGUGGUUCCAACAGGGAACAAACAGUGUUUACAUCAACAUUUCAUUAACA